AUGCAGCCUCAUCCUCAGCCUCCAGUGGUCCCUCCGCCUGCCCCUCGGACGAACGCCUCUCCCCAGCCUGAAGUGGCAAGGCACAACGUCCUCGGGAGCGGAGGGCAGCAGAUCGGCCAGCUCACAGACUACCACGACCAUCGCCGCGAUACCGACGCCGCCAGCAUGAGGACGGCCCCGCCAACGUACCAGACGUUCAUCGAAACCCAGAUCGAGAGGCCGGUGGAUUCCUCAUCUCAGCAUCCGUCGGAGGCCGCCUCGGCGACGCCUAUCGCGAUCCCUUCCCCGAAUGAGGUGGCAAGGCGCGCCAUCCUUGGCGGACGAGGACCACUGGUCGUCCAGAACCACAGCGACCCCCCCAGCCGGACUAACUCCGACGCCAGCAGGAUUACGGCUCUGCCACCAUACGCUGAGGCCUCAAGGGCCAUGGGUCCUCGGAUGAAGAAAGCCAGCCGGACACAGGACACUGCGAGGCUUGAAAGUCGCAUUCAGGAACUCGAGCGCCAGAUUGCUCAGCUGGCGGCACAACAGACGAACACGAACACGAACACGAACACGAAGAGGAACACGAAUACGAACACGAACCUGCCCCCGCCCCAGCCCCCGUCUGAGCAGUAG
Messenger RNA from Vanrija pseudolonga, 618 nucleotides. RefSeq lists its product as uncharacterized. Lineage: Eukaryota; Fungi; Basidiomycota; Tremellomycetes; Trichosporonales; Trichosporonaceae. The transcript has a single exon. The record is from RefSeq and is a predicted model, not a curated record. Bases 1 to 618 code for a protein of 205 amino acids.